UUUGCUCAGUAGUUUUAAUCCCUGGUUGGGGUAAAAAAUAAACCUCGCGAUGGACGAUCUAAUGUCCAAAUUUGAUGAGCUGAUUCUGCAUGCAUUAACAGCGGAAUCGCGCUUGGAGGAAAAAUUCAAGAAAAGCACUCAGAACGUCGACGAAUUUGUUGCCCAAUGUAUUUCCACCGGAACUCCGGUGCAAAAUAAGAAACGACCUAAGCGACUGGAUUCGAUUAACGAUGGUGCUCAGGGUGACCGGGAACACGAAACCUCAAGCGCGUCGAACAGCUCGACAGCCUCUCGUUCUCUUCGGAAAAACAGCGUAAACAAUGUUUCACAACAACAGUCACAAAAGCAACCAGAAGUCUCCGACUCUCUGGAACACAGUCAUACGCGGCCAGCUCGUACUGCUCGUAUCAAAGCCGCACAGCAUCUGAAAGAACCCACGCUGAAUGAAAAAAUGCGGCAACCUAGCGUAACCAUCAAGAAGGAACGCAUUUCGGAAGAGGUUCGCAAAAACCGGGUGGAACCGAUGGAAGUGGACACGGAAAACGAUGGCAAUGCUCUUAAUGGAGUAGCUCCUCUAGAAAAAAUACAAGAAAAUGAUAAACGCAAAUCAAACGACGAAGGUUUCGGUAGUAACAACGAAAAGGAUAAGGAUGCCGAGGAGGCUCCACCGUCAAGAGAAGUGUCUAUCAUGGUUAUUCCGCAGCCAAUUCCGAAGGUAGAAGUGCUAUCGGAUGAUGAGGCUAGUGAAAAGAUGCCUCCUCCGGCAAUGCCACCACCGAAGGCUAGAACACGUACGAAAAAAGCGGACAAAUCAAAGAGUAAAGCUUCGCACGCUUUUCCAGUUCCUAUCAAAAAAGAGAAGGAUCUGGAUGAACUGUCGUCUUCAUCGGCUGUGUCCUCUGCCGAAUCCAGCCUAUCGAACUCUUCGGUUAAAACCUCGGAACGGAUUCGCAAGAAGAAGGCGUCCACUCAGAUGGUAGAAGAAAAAGUGCAUAUCAAAACUGAAAAAUUAUCCGGAGAACGAUUUAAAAAAUCCAGCAAAUCUAAAGUGGCAGAAAAGCCGGCCACCAACAACACAAGCCCGGCUGCGUCGGAAAAGUCUGUCUACGAAGAUGCCAUCGAUAGUGACUCAAUCAUGCGGCCACUGGUGGUAUCUGUAGGAAAAGUCAAUGUUGGGCCGGAACCAGAGAAAAAUCAAACUUUUGCCAUGGAGAAAAACGGAACUUUUUCGGUACCGGCCUCAAACGGAACGUUUGUGGUUCCAUCUCCAAAUGGCGGCACUGCUAACGGUACUUUCCAGGUUAAAUCUCCGGAAAAUGGAGCGAAUGCCACGUUUGACAUUCGCCAAUUGCCGGUGGCUGGAGAUGGUACUUUCGUAAUGGAAAACAAAUCCGCUGACAAACAGCCGCAAGCCCCGGUAAACUCUAGCAUCAUGACCGAGGACAAUUCACACUUGGAAGACCCCAGUCCGGAACCGGAACCGAAGCCCAAAUCAAAACCAUCGGUUCCGAAAAAACCACCAACCGUUGCAAAACCCAAUCAGAAGAAAAACCACGCCCUAUUCAGUAUGCAAAGUCCAAUCAAGACUCGAAUAGAGGCCUUUGAAAAAGCGGCCAUCUGCUCUCCAAUGCACACUCGCACGGGAAAAGUAACAACCCCAUUGCAAACGGUCAGACUGCCGACCAAAACUUCCACCACUCCAUUGGCAUCUCAACGUUUUCCGUCGUCCGCAAAAGUCGGCCCCAUUCAAACGACACCGACCGCUCAAAGCACACUUUCCCAGCUGGGCAAAGGUAUGUCAUCGUCGGCCUCAAAGUUGGCUCACUUGCAGAAAAAACCAACCCUAGCAUCGGCCACGCUCACCAAAUCGCACAGCCUUUCACGGGAACCCAGCGUCGAACGGUUGGGCACCCUAUCGGGUGCCUCUUCCAGUUCCUCGUUAGCCCUGCUGGACGAGAAGAAGAAAAUGCGCGAGGAAAAGCAACGUCUCGCGCACCAGCAGCGCGAACAGUUGGAGAAGGAAAAGCGCGAGCACGCCGAACGGCUGAUGCGCGAAAAGGACGAGAAAAUGCGCAAACUGGUGCAGGAGAAGGAGGACAAACUGCGCGCGAAACAGGUGCAGAAAGCGAAGAAGAUGGAAGAGUUCGAGAAGCGGCGGCACCUGGAGGAGCUGAACCAGCGGCAGCUGGCGGAGCAGAAGCGCGAGGAACUGGCCCGGCUGGAGCAGAUGCAGAGAGCUGAACGAGAACAGGAGGUACUAAAACUAAAUCAGGCAAAGGAAAACUACGAGAUCAAAUUGCACAAGCAAAUGUACCAGCAAAAGCUCCUGCAGCAGCAAAAGCUCCAACAGCAGCUGCUGUUGCAGAAACAGAAAAGCGGUCAUGCUGCCGUGCCCACGGAAGCGACAUCCAAAGGUACAGCCUACUUCAGCUUCGAUAUGAUUGCAACGGACGACUCGACAGACGAUGAAAGCGUUGGCACUAGCAAGAAAACCAAGCGUCCACCACUGCCCCCGUGGUCAACAAAGGAACACCGGACGCAACCGAUGAGGAUACAGUCCGAGAUUCAGCUGAAGAUCAUCGAUCAGUUCUUCUCGGUGGCUCCGAUGACGCCGGAUUUGCGCGAAAUUUUCCCCACCAUCGACGCUCGCAAGCUGAAGCGAAACUCGAGCGCGGUGUGGCGAACCCCGCCCCGCUACUCGCAGAUGCCCAAAUACUGAUCUGAACUGCUGAUUGAUGAUGUUUUAAACAUACC
Molecule: messenger RNA, 2754 nt
Organism: Sabethes cyaneus
Lineage: Eukaryota; Metazoa; Arthropoda; Insecta; Diptera; Culicidae
Gene: Incenp
Product: inner centromere protein
Exons: 4
Coding region: 50-2719 (889 amino acids)
Biological process (GO): meiotic spindle midzone assembly; positive regulation of protein serine/threonine kinase activity; metaphase chromosome alignment
Cellular component (GO): meiotic spindle midzone; nucleus; kinetochore
Molecular function (GO): protein serine/threonine kinase activator activity
Source: RefSeq, a predicted model, not a curated record